Messenger RNA from Penicillium argentinense, 1005 nucleotides. RefSeq names its product ORMDL family protein. Gene Ontology annotation, biological process: intracellular sphingolipid homeostasis; negative regulation of ceramide biosynthetic process; ceramide metabolic process. Lineage: Eukaryota; Fungi; Ascomycota; Eurotiomycetes; Eurotiales; Aspergillaceae. Gene Ontology annotation, cellular component: endoplasmic reticulum membrane. The transcript is spliced from 2 exons. The record is from RefSeq and is a predicted model, not a curated record. The annotation marks the transcript as partial.
AACUCGCUUCGUCUCUCGCCCACUCACUAUAUUCCCGAAAUUCAGAAACCGUCUUUUCAACUCCCCUGGCCAGCCGAGACGCGCCAGCCUGCGGAGCCCCGAAGAAGAGAUACGACGCCAGGAAAAAAUCGAGACUCCCCCGUGACCCCCUCCCACUUCCCCCGAGAACCCCGAUCCGCCCGACUCCACGGCCACUUCAUCCCCACGCUCCUUUUUCCCCCGUCACCCACUCCGAUACCACCAUCUCCAGUCACGCUGGCGUCCGAUACUUCCCAGCCUUCUCUGUUGGUCUCGCGUUCCAUCUCCUUCGCUCCCGAGAUGGACGGGCCUCAGCGACUCUCGCCAAACACCCAGAAGCAGGGCCGCCGGCGCCGCUCUAGCAGUCUCAUUUACCAGGAACCUCCCGAGUCGAUCGAACACACCAGCGACCAGGCUGCUCUGCCGAAUCUCAAUGCUAACUGGGUCAACGCGAAGGGUAAGUCCAAUGGAUCAUAUUCGUCCACCAGCACAAGAAUCUCCCAGUCGAUUCGGGCCACGGUGGACAGAGACAUGAAUAGCAAUCAAAGGCUGACACGGCGGUUUUCGCGGGAAUCAGGUGCCUGGACCAUCCACUUCGUCUGUAUCGCCGCCCUGAAGAUCUUCUACGACAUUAUCCCCGGCGUCUCGCAGGAGACUUCGUGGACCCUGACCAACAUCAGCUACAUGUUCGGAUCCUUCCUCAUGUUUCACUGGGUGCGGGGCAUCCCGUUCGAAUUCAACGCCGGUGCCUACGACAACCUUAACAUGUGGGAGCAAAUUGACAACGGCGAUCAGUACACGCCGACCAAGAAGUUCCUGCUCUGCGUUCCCAUCGUGCUCUUCCUGAUCAGCACCCACUACACCCACUACGACUUGACCUAUUUCACCAUCAACUUCCUGGCUACGUUGGCGGUUGUCAUUCCUAAGCUGCCUUUUUCGCAUCGGUUGCGAAUAGGUCUUUUCUCCGACUUACCGGAGGAGUCAUAG